This is a messenger RNA of Drosophila eugracilis, 528 nucleotides long. RefSeq lists its product as uncharacterized. NCBI's taxonomy places the organism in Eukaryota, Metazoa, Arthropoda, Insecta, Diptera, Drosophilidae. The record is from RefSeq and is a predicted model, not a curated record. The coding region runs from base 1 to 528 and encodes 175 amino acids. The transcript is spliced from 2 exons.
AUGUUGAAAGUAGCUUUUAUACUCAUCGGCGCACUUUUUCCGCUGGCAGAGCCCAGUGCGGUGAGUCUAACUCGCAUUCAUUGCGAUAAGAACUCAAAGUUCUUCAGCACCCUGAACGUCACAGCCAUGAACAGUUCGAUCUUCGCGGACAUAGAAUUGAUUCAGGCCCUGAAGGCGGGAUUUCGAGGACACGUCGACGUACAGCUGCGUCUCAGCAAUGCCAAGACCUUCCAGAGCCUAGUCCAGACCGACACCGACUACUGCGAGCUCCUGACGACUCUCAAGGACUCGCUCUUCCGACGCUGGGUUAAGAGUGUAGUGAAGAAUAGCAACUUCAUGGAGAACUGCCCCGUUCCGGCCGGUCACUACUACUUGAAAGGCUGGCACGUGGAUAUGGGUCUGGUGCCCUCCUAUCUGCUGAGUGGCGACUACCGCCUCAGGGCAUUGGUUUACUAUGGGAAGUACCGCACCAAGAAGCAGCAGUUCCUUGUCCAGUGCAUUGUGGAGGCAACAAUGCGUAACAAAUAG